CCAUAAAGACUUAUGUGUCCGAGUGUUUCCUCCCUCUCCGCAGUGAGCAUAACAUAACAGAGAGAGCAACUCUACAGAAGGCUCCAAUAAGGGAUUUCAUGAAGAUACCUGAUACAGCAAUUGAAAGGAACAUUGCAAAUUGGUGAUGCUGAGAAAGGGGGAGUGGGUUUGGCUGGACUCGGACACUGCAGUGCCCAUCGGGGCUAGGGUCAAAGUAACACCAAGCGGUCAGCGCUUACUGGUCGAUGAUGUGGGAAAGGAGCACAGUCUGUCGCCGGAGCAGGAAGCCUCCCUCAAGAUCAUGCACCCUACAUCAGUGGAGGGGGUGGACGACAUGAUCAAACUGGGGGACAUGACAGAGGCUGGCCUACUACGAAACCUGCUGCUACGCCACAAACAAGGACUCAUCUACACUUACACAGGCUCAGUGCUGGUGGCGGUGAACCCAUACCAAGUCUUUCCCAUCUAUUCAGAUGACCAGGUAAGACUGUACCGUGGAAAAAAGCUUGGAGAACUCCCUCCACACAUCUUUGCCAUCGCGGAAUCCUGCUACUUCAACAUGAAGCGCCAUUUUAGGAACCAGUGUUGCAUCAUCAGUGGAGAGUCUGGAGCAGGCAAAACUGAAAGCACCAAGUUGAUCUUGCAGUACUUGGCAGCAGUCAGCGGUGAGCUCUCUCAACAGCAGAUUGAAAAACAGAUCUUGGAGUCCAACCCAAUAUUGGAAGCUUUUGGAAACGCGAAGACCAUCAAGAAUGACAACUCCAGUCGUUUUGGAAAAUAUUUGGAGAUCUUCUUCAAUGAGGGUGGCGUGAUCGAGGGCGCUCGCGUGGAGCAGUACCUGUUGGAGAAAUCUCGUGUCUGCCGUCAGGCGCAGGAGGAGCGAAACUACCAUGUCUUCUACUUCAUGCUGGCAGGAAUCUCAGCAGAAGAGAAGAAAAAUCUGCAUCUCCAAAAUGCUAAGGACUACAUCUUCCUUACCAAGGGGGGCUGUAUCACAUGUGAAGCCAGGGAUGACGCCGCGGACUUGGGGCGUAUUCGAUCUGCUAUGAAAACUCUGAUGUUCUCAGAUCAGCAGUGUUAUGAGAUUCUCAAGCUGCUCGCAGCUAUAUUACACCUGGGAAACGUCUACUUUGAAGCUAACACCCAAAAUAACUUGGAAAGCAGCGAUGUCAGCAAAUCGGAGCAUUUCAGCAUUGCUGCAUCACUGCUCGAGGUCCCGAAUUCCGUGCUGGCCAGCAGUUUGACCCAUCGUUCCUUUAUGACCAACAGAGAGCGGGUGACCAAACCCCUUGACUGUGAGCAGGCCUCUGCAUGUAGAGAUGCCUUUGUAAAGGCAAUCUACAAUAAACUCUUCGUGUGGAUUGUUGGGAAAAUCAAUGGUGUCAUCCACAAAAGGAUUGCUGGCAACCCCAAAUCAUCAUUUCUGUCGAUCGGCCUGCUUGACAUAUUUGGCUUUGAGAACUUCCAGACUAACAGUUUUGAACAGUUGUGCAUAAACUUUGCAAAUGAGAAGCUGCAGCAGUUCUUUGUGGGUCACAUCUUCAAGCAGGAGCAGAAGGAAUAUCUGAAAGAAAACAUUGUGUGGAAUAACAUCAGCUUUGUUGACAAUCAGAAGAUUCUGGAUCUUCUGGCCGGGAAACCCUGCAACCUUCUGGCUCUGAUCGACGAGGAGAGCCACUUUCCAAAGGGCUCAGAUCUGACGAUGCUCAGCAAGAUGAAUGGGCAGCAUCGUGGAGACGAGACCUACAUCCCCUCCAAGAGGGAACGUGACACUGACUUUGGGAUUCACCAUUUUGCAGGCACUGUUUAUUAUGACUCCCAAGGGUUCCUUGAGAAGAAUAGAGACGCUGUAAGCUCUGACAUAUUCAAAAUGGUCGACAUGUCCUCCAACAAGCUGCUUCAGCAGAUUUUCAUGGUGGAGCUUUCAUUCAAUGGAAUCAAGAUGACAAAUAACAAGAGGGUCAUGAUCACACCCAGGAAUUCCAUGCGGUCCCCUACUGACACCCGCAAUCAAGUGCCAACCCUCAGCGGUCAGUUCCGGAAGUCUCUGGACGCCCUCAUGAAGGCUCUCUCUGCCUGCCAACCGUACUUCAUCCGCUGCUUCAAACCAAACAACAGCAAGCAGUCCGAGGACUUUGACCGGGAACUUUGCAUGCGUCAGCUGAACUACUCUGGCAUGAUGGAUACCAUCCGCAUCAGGGAACUGGGCUAUCCCGUUCGCCACACCUUUGCCGAAUUCUUGACUCGCUACAGAGUGCUCUUGAAGACAGCCAUCUGCGACCCCAAAACUAACACAGCUGCCGCCUGUUGUGACGCCAUCUGCCAGACAGCGUUUGCAGCACCUGACGAGUGGAAAAUCGGGAAGACCAAGAUCUUCCUGAAGGACGCUCAUGAUGCUGUCCUGGAACGCCUGAGGGAAGAAGAGCUCAGCAUGAAAGCUCUUGUGAUCCAGCGAUUCAUGCUGGGAUACAAGCACAGACGCUCUUUUCUGAAGAAGCGGAGGGCGGUUGUGGUGUUGCAGAAAAACUGGAGAGCUUACAGGGAGAAUAAAGCAGGAGAAAAGCUCCUGCGGGGUUUUGAACGCCUCGUGUCAAAGAUUCGCGGUCGGAAGCGUCAGUCCCUGUAUCAAAGGCAACGAGCCGCAACGCUCACUUUACAAACUCACGUGCGGGGUUACCGGGCGAGGAAGAGUUGGAAGCGUAAGAGAGAGGCAGUCAUACUGCUGCAGGCUUACACCAGAGGACUCCUGGCAAGACGGUCCUUUCCGGGAUUGAGGGUUGAGGGCCUCGCUGAGCUGCAUGCACCACAGGAGCGUGAAGCAGAAGAGGACAUUGCCUUGGAGCUUCAGCGGCAACUAGAAGAAGUCAUCAUUCAAGCUCAGCGAGCCGAUGAGGAGCUGGAGCCAAUCAGUGAGGUGGAUUUGGUGGAGGAUAAAAGCGGCGUGCCGCCCGUGCCUUUUGUGACGGUUACGUUGUGCGACGAAUUUGAAUCAGAGGAAAUGGAGAAAGCAGAGACCAGGUCUGAGAUAAGCAUUGCGGCCUCAGACACAGCGACCCUGACGCCGUCUCUCGAAGAAGAGGAGGAUGACUUUGAAGAUUUCACAGAGGAGUUUUCCUUCUACAACUUUAGCAUUCUUCACUUCCAGGGCGACGUGAGCCACACGCACAUAAACCAGAGGCUCAAGAAGCCUCUUCUCCAACACGACGACGAGGGCGACACAUUGGCGUGCCUGACCGUAUGGUGGAUUAUACUCCGAUUCAUGGGGGACCUGCAGGAGCCCAGAUCUCAGGAUGCGACUUCUCAGGUCUCCCUCAGCAUCUCUCGCCAUCUGCCUCACAGGCAGGCCAGGAGGCUGAGCAACCUGGUGGGACUCGACCAGAAAAUACUAAGGAAGAACAAGAAAAAACAUGGAAUCAGGAAAGCCUCUGCUAUUCCUGAGGAGCCCGAGAACGUCACAGAGGAUGAGGAUGUUUUGAUCGGAGAGGGUCCGACACUGGACAGGCCACUUUCCCCUCUGGAAAAACUGCACAUUAUUGUUGGAUACGCUCUGUCCAAACGAGGCAUAAGAGACGAGAUUUACUGUCAGAUCUGUAAGCAGCUGACGCAGAAUAGAAAGAGAACGAGCUGUAUGCAAGGAUGGGCCCUGCUCUCCAUCUGUCUGGGGAUCUUCCCCCCGACUGACCUCUUCAUCAAGUAUUUGGAGAGCUUUGUCCGCAGGGGGCCAAACGGUUACGCGGAAUAUUGUAGAAAGCGUCUGCAUCGCAUUAAAGCCAACGGAGAAAGAAAAGAGCUGCCCUGUUGGUUGGAACUGCAGGCUGCCAAAGCCAAGGAGCCUAUCGAAGUGACUGUGACUCUGACAGACGACAGGACUGUCAGCGUGCAGCUGGACUCGGCCUCCACCUCUGCAGAGGUCUGUCAAGCUGCGGCUGACAAGAUUCAUCUGCGAGACACUUACGGAUUCUCUCUCUACAUUCGCCUCUUUGAUAAAAUGUGGUCUCUGGGCAACUGUGGCGAGCAUGCGCUGGAUGCCGUGUCUCAGUGCGAGCAGGAGAUGAGGCGACGGGGCAAGCAGGAGAAGGACACCCCUGUGCAGUUUACCAUCCGCAAAGAGCUGUUCACGCCCUGGCACGACUGCUCUGAGGACUCCGUCAGCACCGAUCUCAUCUACAAGCAGGUCAUUCAGGCCGUCAAGUCGGGAGAGUACACUAGUGAACAGGAGGAUGAAUAUAUCCAGAUGGCAACAAAGCACUACUUCAUCCAGUUUGGCGCAGCAUACAGCAAAGAGAAUGUGCAGAGGGUUGUUGAGGACUGCAUCGCUAUACCUCUGAUUGAGAACAAGUCCAUGGCAAAAUGGAUCCAACUCAUCAGCUCAGCAUACUUGCAGGGUGCUUACACGAAGGGGACCAUGAGCAAAGAGAAUGUGAAAGGAGAACUAGUUGCCAGCGCUCGAGUGGAUUGGCCGCUCCACUUCUCCAAGUUUUACGAAGUUACGAAGAUGUCAGGACCCACGUUGCCCAAAAGCAGGUUUGUCAUGGCUGUAAACUGGAGCGGCAUCUUCUUCAUGGAUGGACAAGACAAGAAACUGCUCGAGCUACCUUACUUGGAGGUACAACAAGUCACGAAGUUGAGUGAGCAGUCGGUGAGUGUAGCCACAGUUCGAGGCGAAUUCGUCCUCACGUGUGGCAAAGCUGAUGACAUGGCUGCACUUGUAGGCCAAAACCUGAGUGGACUACGAGCCCGCUCGGCGUUCGCGCUGGCCCACCAUGAUUGCAAUAAAUCAGAUGAUCCCACAUUCCUGGUCUGUAAACAAGGAGACCUCUUGCUGGUAGAAAAUGAUCGAGGGUAUUCCUCUGACAAGAACCUGGUCAAAGCUACAAAUCAGAAGACAAAUAUCAGUGGUGCCAUCCAUAAGGACGCAUUUACGUUUCUCCCAACUCUCAGCAGACCCACGGAUGACAUGCUGGAGCUGCUCAGUCCAGGCCAGAGCAAAUCAUCCGCGGCACAAAGUGGGCCCCAGAGAGAAGAAACUGUUGCUCCUGUCUCUUUACGAGAGUUUGCGCUUGACAAUUUUCGACCUCUAGGUAAAGAAAGGCUAUGGGUGCGUACCAAAGAACUGCUGAAGCAGCCACUCAUGAAGAGCCUGGUCCGCAACUCUGAACUGAACUACCUCGCCUGCAAUGCUUUUACUGCUAUUUUGAAGUACAUGGGUGACUACCCCAUCAAACAGGUCCGCAGUCCGAUAGAGUUGACUGACCAGAUCUUCGGGCCAGCUGCGCAACACGAUCUUCUGCAGGAUGAGAUCUACUGCCAGAUCAUGAGACAGAUGACCAGUAAUGGCAACAGGUUGAGCAUGGAGCGUGGCUGGCAGCUCAUGUGGUUGUGUUCAGGGAUGUUCCCGCCCAGUCAGAAUUUGAUGAGACACACUCAGCGUUUCCUGGAGUCACGACCCCGAGAACCGCUGGCUGCAGGAUGUCUCCAGAGGCUGCAACAGAUGCGCAGUAAGGAGCCCAGGAAACAUCCUCCUCCUCUGGUUGAAGUCGAUGCCAUCCAACAGAACAGCACCCACAUUUUCCAUAAAAUUCACUUUCCAAAUGACACAAAUGACAUAUUUGAGGUGACAUCUACGACUACAAUCCAAGAUCUGUGCUACAAUAUUGCUUCUCAGAUCAAACUGAGCUCGCCCGAUGGCUAUGGCCUCUAUUUGAAAACACCAAAUAAGAUGCUGAGCUUGACUGAGCAGAACUAUUUCUUUGACAGUUUACGGGAGGCAACUGACGUUUCAAAGAAAGGGAAGAAAGUCAGAGAAGUAAACUUAGCCUACGCUCUGAUUUUCAAGAGGAAGCUCUGGUUUAAUGUGAUACCAGGAAAAGACUUGGUUGCAGACCUCACCUUCCACUUCCCUCAGGAGCUGCCUAAAUAUCUGCUGGGGCAUCACAACUGCAGCAAAGAGGACAUGAUCAGACUCGGCGGGCUGCUUUUCAGAGCCAAAGUGGAUUCUGACAGGUCACAGUUUGUCAUGAUCCCCAAAAUGCUGAGAGACUUGGUCCCUGCGGACCAGAUCAAAAGCGCGUCCCCUGAGGAAUGGAAGAAGCACAUCAUGUCAUCGUACAACAAGCAGAGUGGCAUCACAGUGGAGGAAUGCAAAAUUGCCUUCCUGCAAGACAUAUCAAGCUGGCCAACCUUUGGCUGUGCCUUCUUUGAAGUGAAACAAACGUGUGAGUCAAGCUACCCGAGUCCAGUUUUGAUUGCCAUCAGUAAGCAAGGUGUGAGCUUAAUAGACCCAAAGUCAAAGGAGUUGCUGGUCAUGCACCCUUUCAGCCGCAUCACAGAGUGCCACAGCGUAGGCGGCUACUUCCAGAUGACCAUCGGCACCUUGGUCAGAGGGAACGUCUUUGUCUGUGAAACCUCACAGGGCCACACAAUGGAGGACCUUCUCAGAUCUUAUGUCAAGAUGUAUGAAAGGCAAAGGCAGGCCUUUCGAUCGAGAAACCACAUGUUUACUUGAGCUGCAUGAUUUACAGCAUAUACGCGCCAAAGUAAUUAAGAACAAGAAUAUUUACAGUAAGGUUUCAUUUUGCCAUUUUCAGCAUCUUCUUCAUUAUAAUUCCAAUUCAUACUUUGUCAUUUUGAAAAAAACAACAAAAACAAAUAUAUAUAUAUAUAUAUAUGCUCCUGUAUAGGUUUAUCAAGACUAUAAAUUAUACAACACAAUAAAUGUAUUUAUGUCUCAAACAAAUUGUAUAUCUUCAGCAGUCAUUUUUUAUUCACUUCUGUUUUAGCCAUUUUUUGCCGAGUUCUUAAAGGGGACAUAUUUUGCCGAACCAACUUUUUCUAGUAUUUGGGAUGUAAUAUUGUCUCUAUGGUGCCUAAAUUAACAUGUGAAAUAUAAAAUAAAAUCGUCCACGCAUUCAUGAGUUUCAGACGUUUUUCUGCCGAGAGGCCUGAAAUCAGGUCAUUGGAAUUUCUCGAGCUUAUCUACGUCACUAACAAAGAUCUCCGCCUACCUCUCCACUCCCGCGCCAGUGCUGUCGACCUAACAAACACGUGCUCUCUCACAAGUGUGUCUUCUACACGCAGGCAACCAAUCAGCGGAAAGGGGGCGGUCUUAGCCAAAUAUGGACAAAGCGGAUACAAAACUGGGUCAAACAGAAGUAGCUGUCAGAGGGGCCUUUUCUGGACCCUCGUAUGACAAAACCAAGGUGUUUUUUUAAAUUAUAUUGAUACUUUUCUACUAAGUCCAUGUUAGAGAGUCACGAUAUGGAGGUCGAAAUAGACAAAAUACACAACCUUUAAAUUGUUAGUAUACUGUACAUAAAACCCUUUUUUUGCCUCAAGCUACUCAUUCAUUCUUUUUGAUACACAGUAUUGAUUAAACAUGCACUACUUGCCACUUUAGACACCAAAUCUUUGCCCUUGUCAUUCAGUACAUUGAACUGCGCUUCUACAACCGCAAAAACGAACGUGGUUAGGAUGAUCCCCAUCUGGCAAUGUCCGUUAAAGUGAGCAUAAUCCUUUGAAAGCAGAAUUUUUGAUGCAGCUUUUGUACAGAAUCUUAACUUUGCGGUCAAAUAUUUUCAAUUGUUCAUAGAAAGUGUCCGUUUUUCAGGCAUUUUGUAAAAUGUCUGACAAAAUGUCCCGAAAUGGCCUGCCCGCAGCUCGGGAGGACAUCCAAAAGUGUGUGCUUGUGUUGCUGUGGAUUAUAGUCUAAAAUAGUACUGUAGUCACUUUAUACAAUCCUCCUCCUAGCUUUAAGACUAUUGCUCUGUUACCAUGGAAACCAUGUGCUCCCCAAAAAAUCAUGUUACCAUGGGCAGGUGCUCAUGAGGUGCAGUAUGUUAUUAAUUGGCAACAUGAAUGUACAGUACAAACAAUUGCAUUUUCAAAUACUGCUUUAGUUAUUGUGCAAGUUGUAUUUAAAUGGAAACACUAACUGAAACUUUGUCUUACAAAGGUCAUUAAAGGAAGAAAUGGCAUCCAAAGACUUGACUUCUGAAACCUUUUAAAUUGC
Phyllopteryx taeniolatus (common seadragon) is the source of this 8008-nucleotide messenger RNA. RefSeq names its product unconventional myosin-VIIa-like. Gene Ontology annotation, cellular component: myosin complex; cytoskeleton. Gene Ontology annotation, molecular function: protein binding; cytoskeletal motor activity; ATP binding. The record is from RefSeq and is a predicted model, not a curated record. Lineage: Eukaryota; Metazoa; Chordata; Actinopteri; Syngnathiformes; Syngnathidae. The coding region runs from base 146 to 6505 and encodes 2119 amino acids. The transcript is spliced from 50 exons.